ACUCCUCCGCCAUGGCUUCCGAUAUGGCCCUCCACACCUUCUCUCCCUCCGACCAAAACAACCCCAACCCCUCCCCCAAUACCCAACUCUCUCUUCCUCGGAAAUCCUCUUCCUCUCUCUCCAAAGACCGCCACACCAAGGUAAACGGCCGUGGCCGCCGUGUCAGGAUGCCGGCACUCUGCGCUGCCCGUAUCUUCCAGCUGACGCGUGAACUCGGUCACCGCUCCGACGGUGAGACUAUCGAGUGGUUACUCCGCCAGGCCGAGCCUUCCAUCAUCGCCGCCACUGGAUCCGGCACCGUCCCAGCCACUCACGAAGUGUCCUCCACUGCGGGUCCAACCACGAGCUCCGCUACUUCGUCCGUCCCCUGCCGGAUACAUGCUGUGGGGAGCAGCGUUGCUACAGCUGCCAUGCCGAUGUUCUCGAUGCCGCCUCCACCGAGCUGUCGGCUGGACUUGUGCCAGCCCAUCACCGUUCAGUAUUCAGGUGAAGCGGCAAAUGGGUAUCGCCACAUGCCGUUUACGGCGUUGUUGUUGCAACCCACGGCCGGGGCGGCCGAACAUGAAGAUGAGCAGAGGCAGCAGGAGGCGGAAACUAGAAAAUAAAAAUAAUGAAUAAUAUAGAGAUGUAGGAUCAAGGAAUGAAAUGAUUCUUUUUGGAUUAUAUUUCAGCUAUGGGUAUUAGAAUCGUUUCAUUCUGCUUUAUUUUUCCAUUUGACUUCAUGGAUUAUAGCCUUACAAGAUAUGUAUAUUAAUUUGGUGAAAAUGAAAUGAAAAAUAGUUU
Molecule: messenger RNA, 783 nt
Organism: Rubroshorea leprosula
Lineage: Eukaryota; Viridiplantae; Streptophyta; Magnoliopsida; Malvales; Dipterocarpaceae
Source: the annotation of a GenBank genome assembly